Messenger RNA from Knipowitschia caucasica, 3480 nucleotides. Lineage: Eukaryota; Metazoa; Chordata; Actinopteri; Gobiiformes; Gobiidae. The record is from the annotation of a GenBank genome assembly.
AUGGAAGCUGCUCUCCCAUUGGUCCAGAUCCCGCUGACGUCGGCAGAUGAGAUGUUGUGGCUCUUUGGAGAAACUUUAGUGGCAGCAGAGAGGACCAAUACUCUUCAAUCAAACAGGUGCAGCUCUGAGAUGGCUCUUUACUUCCACCGCGCCUUCCUCUUGGCCGUGUCCUGCUGCCUUCUUCCUUGUAUCACCUCCUCGCUGAACCUGGAGGACCCCAACGUCUGCAGUCACUGGGAGAGUUAUUCCGUGACAGUGCAAGAGUCCUAUGCUCAUCCUUAUGAUCAGAUUUACUACACCAGCUGCACCGACAUCCUCAACUGGUUCAAAUGCACCAGGCACAGAGUCAGCUACAAAACGGCGUAUCGCAGAGGGGAGAAGACCAUGUACAGGCGGAAGUCCCAGUGCUGCCCAGGAUUCUUUGAGGACGGAGAGAUCUGUGCUCCUUUCUGUGAGGAGAGCUGUGUCCAUGGCCGCUGCAUGGCCCCCAACACCUGCCAGUGUGAGCCGGGCUGGGGGGGCUCCAACUGCUCCAGUGCAUGUGACAGUGACCACUGGGGUCCACACUGCAGCAACAGAUGCCAGUGCAAGAACGGAGGUCUGUGCAACCCCAUCACGGGAGCGUGUCUGUGCACUCCGGGGUACAGAGGGUGGCGCUGUGAGGCCCAGUGCGACGCCGGCUCCUACGGCAGCAGCUGUCAGCAGAAGUGCCAGUGUCAGAAUGCUGCGUCCUGUCAUCAUGUGACCGGAGAGUGCAAGUGUGCUCCAGGAUACACAGGAGCUAUCUGUGAAGACCUCUGCCCUCCUGGUAAACACGGGCAGCAGUGUGAGGAGAGAUGUCCCUGUCAAAACGGAGGGAUCUGUCAUCACGUGACCGGAGAGUGCUCCUGUCCCGUGGGCUGGACGGGUACAGUGUGUGGUCAGCCCUGCCCUGAGGGAAGAUUUGGACAAAACUGUUCCCAUGAGUGCCAAUGUCAUAACAAUGGCUUUUGUGUGGCCACGACGGGACAGUGUCUGUGCCGGGCGGGAUACACUGGAGAGCGUUGCCAGGACCAGUGUCCUGUGGGCACUUAUGGCGCUGGCUGCAGUAAGAAGUGUCGCUGUCAGAACAACGGCAGAUGUUACCACACUAACGGCAUGUGUCUGUGUGAACCGGGCUACACUGGAGACAUGUGUGAGACCAGACUCUGUCGGGACGGUUACUACGGACUCAAGUGCGACAAGAAGUGCCCCUGCGCCGCACACAACACACGCAGGUGUCAGCCAAUGUCUGGUGAAUGUACAUGUCUCCCUGGAUGGUCUGGACUCUACUGUAAUGAGACUUGUACGCCAGGGUUCUUUGGGGAGUUAUGUCGACAAGUCUGUCAGUGUCAGAAUGGGGCGGACUGCCACAGCGUUACAGGACAGUGUGUCUGUGCUCCAGGAUUCAUGGGUCCCAACUGCACAGUGCCCUGUCACACAGGAACCCAUGGAAUCAACUGCUCUUCCAGCUGCAACUGUAAGAACGGAGCUCAGUGUUCCUCCGUGGACGGCUCCUGCUCCUGUCAGCCAGGGUGGCAUGGAGUGGACUGCUCUAUCAACUGCCCCAGUGGAAGAUGGGGUCUGGGUUGUAACCAUAGCUGUUUGUGUGGAAAUGAGGGUGCUUGUAAUGCCUUAAAUGGAGACUGCACUUGUGCCCCGGGCUGGAGAGGCGACAGAUGUGACAUUCACUGCCCGGACGGGACGUAUGGCCUGGACUGCAGAGAGCGCUGUGACUGCAGCCAUGCUGAUGGCUGUGAUCACGUCACUGGUCACUGUCGCUGUUUGGCAGGAUGGACAGGUAUUCACUGUGACAGUGUGUGUGCUGAGGGCCGCUGGGGCCCGAACUGCUCGCUCUCCUGUAUCUGUAAGAACGGUGCGUCCUGCUCUCCGGAUGAAGGCACGUGUGAGUGCGCUCCUGGGUACAGAGACACCACCUGUCAGAAGGUCUGCUCUCCCGGGUACUUCGGCCACCGCUGCAGUCAGACCUGCCCCCAGUGUUCUCGCAGCAAUGGACCAUGCCACCACGUCUCAGGACAGUGUGACUGCUUGCCAGGCUUUAAGGGGGCCCUGUGCAAUGAAGUGUGUCCGAGUGGUCGCUUUGGGAAAAACUGUGCUUGGAGCUGCAGUUGCACAAACAAUGGGACCUGUAAUCCUAUAGACGGGUCGUGUCAGUGUUACCCUGGGUGGAUCGGAAGUGACUGUUCUCAGCCAUGUCCUCCUGGUCAGUGGGGUCCCAACUGCAUCCACACAUGUAACUGUCACAAUGGAGCCUACUGCAGUGCGUAUGACGGAGAGUGCAAAUGUAUGCCCGGAUGGACUGGCCUUUACUGCACUCAGCGCUGCCCUUUGAGCUUCUACGGGAAAGAUUGUUCUCAGACUUGUCAGUGCAGGAAUGGUGCUGACUGUGACCACAUUUCCGGACAAUGCACUUGUCGCACAGGCUUCAUGGGGCGACACUGUGAGCAGAAAUGUCCAUCAGGUUCAUAUGGCUACGGCUGUCGUCAGGUGUGCGACUGUCUUAAUAACUCCACCUGUGAUCACAUGACCGGCACGUGUUACUGUAACCCUGGCUGGAAAGGAGCUCGCUGUGACCAGGCUGGUGUAGUGGUGGGCAGCCUGAACAGUUUAACCAGCGCAGCCAUACACGCAGACACAUAUCAGAUUGGAGCUAUUGCUGGCAUUAUCAUUCUGGUGCUGCUGGUCAUCUUCCUCCUCCUCCUGUUCAUCAUCUAUCGAAAGAAACAGAAAGGCAAAGAGCCCACCAUGGCGGCUGUCACUUAUACUCCAGCCAUGCGCAUCACAGCUGAUUACUCAAUUGGAGGUUUAUCAGAAGCCCAUCCGCCGUUUGAGGGACACCCCAGUAACUACUUCUCCAACCCAAGCUACCACACUUUGACUCAAUGUAUGAACCCAGCGCUCGUCAACAAUGUGCAGACAAAAAACAACCAACUGUUUGUGAACAUCCAGAAUGUGAAGCCGAGAAAGCGUAACAUCGUAGAUCACACUGGCACCCUGCCCGCCAACUGGAAAGAAGGAGACAGCUUCAAUGAACUUGGGGCGUAUGGCAUCGACAGAAGAUACACAAGGAAUUCUCUGCACGAUAUGGCCCAAGACACACCGUACCACGGAAGUUCGUCCUCCCUCAACAGUUCUGAAAACCCCUAUGCCACAAUCAAAGACCCUCCGCUUCUGUCAGCUAAAACCACAGAGUGUGGGUACGUGGAGAUGAAGUCUCCAGCCAGACGAGACUCGCUGUAUGCUGAGAUAAGCAGCAGCAGCCCCACAGAAAACAGAAACCUCUAUGAAGUUGAGCCAACUGUGACCACUGUAUCAAGCAGAGUGCAAUUCAGUCAAGACCCUUACGACAUGCCUCGAAAUAGCCACAUCCCCAGUCAUUAUGACAUUCUCCCCGUGCGGGACAGCUCCACCUCAGAGGAGGACAUUGUGGACAGUGAAUGA